AUGAUUGCAGAAAUAGGUACAGAGGGCUUUCAGCCAAUGACAAGUUUUACUGAAGAAAGUCUGUUUAAAUUACAAUGUUUAAUAAAAGCAACAGAGAUACAUCAUAGUGCUCAAUGUGAAUAUGGAAAGAAAUUAUUUUUAGCACUUACAACUGGAAAUGCUGAAAUUUUUUUGUAUUAUAAGAAAGACUUAGUAUCUGCUGCAAUAAUUAAAAGGAUACCUUGGUUUCAAGGAUCGCAUAAGCAAAUUUCAGCUCUGUGUUUUCACUUUAUGGGAUCAUGGUUGCUCUCUACAAGUGUUGAUGGAUCUGUUUAUAUAAUUCCUGCUCUGUGCUUUGUAGAUGAAAAUUGUGAGAAAGACAAAAGAUGGACCACUGAUGAUAUAACUUCUUUUCCCUCUAUUAGUUCACAAUCAUCUCAUUCGAAGCCAACUGCAAUAGUAUGGUGGCAAAGUACAAUAGUACCUGCAGAAAUUGGUAUUAUUGGAACUGAAUAUGGAGAGAUUAUAUUUAUAAAUCUUGAAAGUGGUCACCAAACAAAUGUUACACAGAUUGUGGGAAAUAUUGUUAGUCUGCACAUUUGUCGUGACCAAAGUAAUGACAUUGUAUCUCUUCUGAUAACAAAUCAAUCUAGGAGACAGUGGAGAUUACUUUUAGAACAACGUACAUACAGUUGUUUACAUCAUUUGGAGAAUGGAGAGUCAUAUAACGCAUUACAUACAAAUGAUAACAUGUAUGAUAAUACCAAAAUAUUUGCUUCUACUAGAUCUAGAUUGCAAGGACUGAAACAAUUGUCUGUGGAUAAACUUGCAAUACUCAGACAAAAGUUGAUAGAAACAAAAAGUCAGACAUUGGGAGAAAAUUUGCAGUAUCAUGAUAUUACAAGUAAUCGCAAUACUCAAAAUACAACAAUUAAUUCUGAUUCUUCUAUAGAGAAUCAAGAUCAAAUAAUACCAGAACCAAUGUCAAAAGAAGUAUUUCUAAUGUCUCAGAUGGAUAGAGGAGGACAACAAUUAUAUACAUGUUAUGAUUCUAUUACAAAUCAAAUAUUGGUAUAUGGACCUAAUCUUACUACUAUGCCUUUAUCAGCACAUAAAGUAUUUGAAUCAUGUAAAAAUGUUUUAUUAACACAACGAUUUUUUUUUAUUACUGAUGUCAAUCAACGAGUAAUGUAUGUAAUAUCAGACAGAUUAUCUGAAUAUCGUAACAGUGAUAAUGGUAAAUUUAAUCCAGAGUGCAUUGUUGGUCACUUUUCUUUAGUGAAUAGUAGGGAAGUUAUACGUGCUGUGUACAGAGCAACUGACUGUACAAGUAAUACACCAACAAUACUUUCUGAGGAAAUUAAAAAUAAAUACAUGUUACCAAAGGGAAUAAAAGAUAUUAAAAUUGAAUUACCUCGUGUGGAUACUUGUAUAAUUGUAACAAAUCAUUCUGUAUAUAAGGUUGUUUUAAGGAAAUCAAUAUUAUCAACUUUUAUGGAAUUAGUAUUGAAACAUAAUGAACUUGAAAAAGCAGCAAAAUUGGCUAAAGUAUUUGGUAUUAAUGCACAACAAUUAUUAGAGCAAGCUGGUGAUAUACUUUUAACAAAUAAAGAAUUUCUACGUGCUGUAACUUGCUAUAAAUUGUCUAAAUGUAGAAUAAUGAAGAGUAUGUUGAAAUUUGCAUCUGUAGGGUAUACAGCCGACUUAUUACGUUGUCUCACACAUUGUUUAGCUUCUCCAGCUAUUAGUGAACUGCCUGUUGCACCCAGAAUACAUCUUUCUAACUUAUGUGUUCUCGCUUUUAUCGAACGGACACUUAGGGUUUCAUCCCAAAAAUCAAAGGCUAUAUAUAAAGAAUUUUUGUAUUUUUUAUCUACAAAUUCUUUUUAUGAUGAAUUGUUAGCAAUUAAUAUCGCUGGACAGACAUGUUUAUGGGAAGUGUUGCAUCACUUAGCUACACAGAAAGGUCUUUAUGGACAAAUGUUAGAUAUUCUUAUGAGGACAAUACAUAAUUUCAGCACAAGCAAUUUCCAACCAACACCAUAUGGUUUGUUGAUAUGUAUAAGUGAGCCAAGUUUAAUGCAAGCAAUGUUAAUAUAUCCUGAGUUAGCUAGAAGUCAUAUGUCAUUUAUUCUUGAUAAUCUUCAGAACUCGCAAAUUUUUGUACUUCAGAGAUUAGUAACACUAUACGAUCCAACGAAUCCAGUGAUAAGACCUAGAGUAGUGCGAUGCCGAUUACGCCAUAGAACUACAUCGCAUAGUUCUCAAUCUAGUCAAUGUGAUUCUAUAGAUCUCGUGGAAAAUGAUGAGGCUGAUGCAUUAGUAGAGGAAGUCAUAGAAACUUUUUUACUAAUUUUACUGACUUUAAUUUAUAAAAAGUCUAUUUUACACCAAGAAUCUAUUAUAUGUAACACUGAAUUAUUAGGACUUAAGAAGGAUCAUAAUAAUACUAAUUCUGGUGCUGAUUUUAAAAGAAGACCAUUAUGUUCUGGAUUUUCUCAUGUUGCUCUUAUCAGAAAUGGAAAUGUUUAUACAUGGGGAAGUUCUGUGCAAGGAUGUUUGGGAACUGGUCCAUCUGUAUUGAGAUAUGGUUCACCUCAAGCUAUACCUUUCUUUGGGAUUAUGGAACUUGAAGUUCUUAGUGUAUCUUGUGGUCACUGUCAUACUUUGGCAGUAACUAAUAACGGCGUUUAUGCGUGGGGAUCAAGUCAGUUUGGACAAUUGGGUUUGGGUAAAAUUUUACAGUGUCCAACUCCUGAACUGAUUACUUCUUUGGCUCAAGAAGUUAUCAUUGAUGCAGUAACUGGGCAAUAUCAUUCUGUGGCAUUAACUUCUGAUGGUAGAGUCUUUACAUGGGGUUGGGGUGUGCAUGGUCAGUUGGGUCAUGGUAGUACUGACAAAAGAAUGACUCCUACAUUAGUUACCUCUUUACUUGGUACAGUAAUACGUUACAUCAGUGCUGGUCAUGCACAUACACUAGCUCUUUCAGCAGAGGGUAUUGUAUAUGCAUUUGGUUGUAAUAUUUUUGGACAGUUGGGCGUGGGGAAUAAUGUUAAAAGUUCAGUGCCAGUUAAAGUUUCGUUAUCAGAACGAAUAUCUCUUAUCACAACUGGAUAUUUUCACAAUCUUGCUGUUAGUUAUACAAAUAAGUUAUAUAUCUGGGGAGCUAGUCCCCAAGUUCUUCGAUUGCAAGCACAAACACAAAAACGGACUCGAAUAUUGGAACAACGAGACGGUAUUGUGAAACAGUUUGAAAAUAUUGAUGAGUUCGAAAAAGUUUCAGAUUCUGCAAAUAUGAAUGAUACAAAUGAAGAACUCAUAGAAAAUAAUGCACAAAAUAAAAAUGCACAAACAAAAGCAAGUGGGAUCAGUACAGAAUCGCGAAGAAAACAAUUGGAUAACAUAUGUUUAAAAAAUGUAAAUGUUGGGUCACUUGAAGAGGCUCAAACACAUUUAAAGCCAACCAUUGUAGAUACGAGUUUAGUUAAAGGGGAUAUCAUACAGAUAUCAACUGGUUGUCAUCAUAAUGCUCUUGUGACGAAAGACGGAUCGCUUUAUACAUGGGGUAGAAAUUUAGAUGGUCAGAUAGGUAAUGGUAGCAGACGGGAAGUACCAAUUCCCACGCCACUGUGCUAUAAUCCUGCUUCCAUUUUUGCACAAGUACCUCCAAGGCAUAAUGCCUAUAAACGAGUAGACGAAGAGCAGGAUUUUAAUUGCGGAAUAAAGAGUUGCGUAGUAAACGAGAAAAAUGGAAAUGUGCAUGAUGAAACCAAAUCCUUCCAAUCAGAAUGUAGCGAAUCCAAGGAAAAAAUAAACCCUGUAAUUAAAACUGUUGGAGUUUACUGUGGAUACGAUUAUACAAUCGCUAUUCAACCAGGAGGUACAGUUUUAGCUUGGGGUAAUAAUAGUAGAGCACAGUUAGGCCGGCUUCCUGCAAAAGAUACACGUGAUACCGACGAUAAGCUUGUGUUGAUUAAAAAGCGAGUUGUACGGCUCCCUCACGCAUCGCAUGUAGCUUUGGACGUGCCUAGUCAAGUUCCUAAUAUUCCUGCUCCCAUUAUUUCUUAUCAAAGUUAUGACAUACCUUCUCUGGCGGGUAUUAUUCGCCCUUUAAGUGUUAUUGAAAAAUCACCAGGAGAAUUGACUCUACAUUAUGCAUUAGAAUAUUUCUCUGGUUUAUAUGAUUCCUCGAGAGUUAUAGAGAAGUGUGCAGAGUUGGGAAAUUAUCAAGCUUGCUCAAAAAUAGCUAUGCUACAGCAUAAUAUUUCUGAUGCCUUUUCCUAUCAAUUAAAAGUUUUACAUGCACUGAGUCUUCAAUCUUGCUCAAAAAUGAAGUCUGAGAAUUUGCACGGAAAAAUGGAACGGAAGCCUGUAGAAGAGCCUGAUUUAAAAAAAUCUUCGUCUACACAUCACGUUAAGAAAAACACCGAACUUUUUAACAAACAAGUAGAAAAGAAUUUAAUCGAUUCUGUUGAGGAUUGUGCUGCUAAAAAUAAAAUGAAAAUUCCUGCGAGUAAAUCGCUGAAUAAUUUACAAAUGCUUCAACAAGAAUUGUACACAUUUGAUUGUCAGGGUGGCUUAGAAGAAUUGUGUAAAGACACUAAGUGUGAAAACACAUCUAUGGGUAUUUUCGAAGACAGUUUUAAUUCUGAUGCUAGUUCUGAUUCAGAGGAAUGGAUGGAAAAUUUUAUUUUUGAGGAGAAUCAACUACAGAAACAAGGAAAACCAAAAAAAUCUAUUGAAGAUAAUUCUGGAGUGUCUACACCUAUGAAAGAAACAAUGGAUCAAUUAUCUAAAAGCAUUGGAUCAUCUAAUGAAAAGAAAAUUAUACAGACACGCCAGAAUGGCGUAUCUAAUGAAUCUAUAAAAGUUAUCAAGUUUUUUUUGAAUAACAUGGAAAAUGAAGCUGAUACCACCAAGUGUAAAAUAUUACAAGAUGCUCUUGAUUUUUGGAUUAAACACGAUUUACCAAUACAAAGCAUAGAGAAUGUACUUUUAGAGCACAUACAAUCUAUUUUUUAUCCUCUUGGAUUAUUAUUAUUCUGUCAAGAAAUAAUGGACAAAUAUUUGGAUGUGAAUAAGAAUACAGAAGGCAAAAGUUUCAUUGCAGUUAACUUAUUUUCUCUUAAAUUUUGUCUUCAAGUAUGUUCUAUGUUAUUACAUAAUAUUGACCAAGGUCAACCUAUGCCUGAAUUUAUUAAAUUGUUAUCGUGUUUAACGGCUGAUCACUUUGGACCACCACUAACUGGAUAUCCAGGUUCGAGUGAAAAUAAUACAUCAAAGCAAAUGAUGGAAGGAGUUAUAAGCACUAUAUCUUCUAACAUUCAUGACUCCAAAUCAUUUGUACAUAUUAAGGAUCCGGAUGCAGUGUACCGAUUUCUUGAUACUGAAGAAGACACAAUGAUAUUCACGUGUGGACAUCAUUUUCCACUAUCCACAUAUAAAACUGAAAUAAUUUCAACGAUGGAAACCGAGUUACUAACAUCCGAAUCGUUAGUUCUUCCAUGUACAGCUCAGUACUUAGGAGAAAUGUUGUCUCAGACUACCAAGCCAGAAAUACUGUGCCCACUGUGUAUACCAAGAGCACUAGAAACGUUGGUAAAAAAGCAUAAUGGAUGAAAACAAGGCUCAGGGGAUACUCUUUUAGAAUUUUGAUAAAUAGGAAAAAGGAACAAGAACAUAAAGAUAACCGAAUUAAGUGAAAAAUGUAUCAAUGCUCACAAGAAUGGCGUCAAAUAUGUACGAUACUAGUAAGCAGCGCGACCACGAAAAUGUUAAUAUAUUUGUUAACCAAAAGUGAGUUACUGUAAAAUUACAAUAUACAAUUGUACAGUAGUUAUAGCAACGUUGUAAAAUAAAUAGAAAAAAGAAAAACAAAGUUAGGGAAUAGGCACAGUUAUUAUCUGUGCAAUUUUACGAAA
This is a messenger RNA of Eufriesea mexicana, 5900 nucleotides long. It is a transcript of the gene ca, whose product is annotated as RCC1 and BTB domain containing protein claret. Lineage: Eukaryota; Metazoa; Arthropoda; Insecta; Hymenoptera; Apidae. The coding region runs from base 1 to 5598 and encodes 1865 amino acids. Gene Ontology annotation, molecular function: protein binding. The record is from RefSeq and is a predicted model, not a curated record. The transcript has 20 exons.